AUGUACGAGCGUCAGCGGGUUUGGCGUGCCUGUCAGGCAUGUCGCCGGAAGAAAGUAAAGUGUGACGGCGAGCAUCCGUGCGAGAGCUGCACUCGCAACCAGGCCGAGUGCGUCUACGUUGAGCCGUCCAACAACAUGAGGAUGGUGGAUCAGCGAUAUCUCAUGAAACUCGAGAGCCAGAUCCAAGUGAUGGAAAAGAGAUUACAUGAGCACUCACAAGCACAGCCAUCAGCCAGCCAAGCCGGCCAAGAUGUCCAAGUAGGCCAGGAAGAUCAAGACAGCAGAAGGGUAAUGCUUCCAUCUGCACCUCGUCUGAUGGCCGCGACCGUGUCUGAUAGCCAUAAUGGUAAUCGUGGUCCUUGUUCUCUUCUCGACCAUGCGGGAGACGGUCUCGACGAAGACCCUGAGACCCAGCACGUGGAAGACGUGGCUGUGCAGCCGCAGCACCUAGAGCCACCUGCAAUCGACGUGACCCAAUUGCCGGAGCCACUUCUGCGGCUCCUGAUCGACCUUUUCUACCGCUCUAUCUAUCCCAUAUUCCCCAUUAUCAGCCAAUGUGAUUUCCAGCCACAAUAUGAUCACUGGUUAUCGGCUCGCCAAAGCAGCCGUGUCAGCGAAGAUGACGAAUUCUUGCUGCUCUUAUAUGCGCUGCUCGCCGUGGCAUCCUUUUUGCUUCCAGCAGAACACGCUAUCUUUGACCAACAUGGCCUAAAAGCUUACAAACAUGUGGACCUUGGAAAUCUGCUAUACUCUCAUGCGAUUCCCAAAUACCCGGAACCGCCAUCUGGGCAGGACGCAACGUCAGCCACCAAUUUCGUCGUUGCCCAGGGCCUUGUGACUCUCUAUCUCACCGAGUGUGGCAAAGUGAACGACGCUUGGAUCAGAGUGGGCCAUGCGAUCCGGCUAUAUCAAGCAUUGGAUCUUGAUAAUGGUGUGGAUGCGGCGGCGGAAGUCAACGCGACCAGCAGCUUACAUGGCAACCUUUGGUGGUGUUUAUAUAUUCUGGACCGCUCCCUGUCGACAGUGCUCCUCAAGCCCCUGGCGAUCGAUAAUGCCGAAAGCAACAUAGAUCCAUAUGAUGGGCAGAGACAGUCGACUUGGAGAUCGGAAGACAAGAUCGAUCCUUGGUUCCCAGUCAUUGCCGAGUUUCAUAUCAUCUUUGGCCGUAUUUACAAGUCCGUGCGGUGGAUUCGCAGAUGCCAUCCAUCCCAGAAUACCGAGCUUGGGGAUAAUGAUACGCUGCGGUCAAACAUGAAGAAGUACGAUAUCGAGCUCGAGAGGUACUACACUAAGCGGGUCCUGCCUAGAAUGCAAGGGCCCCAUGGCACGGCCCGACCGCUUGCAUUACAGAACGUUGCAGAGUCGUCCUACUAUAUUGGACUUGUUCUCCUUUACCGCACAUUUAUUGAAAAACUCAAAAUUGAGGAGCCUGAAGUGUUUCUACGCUGCGCUGAGGCCGCAUCAAGCUGCAUCAGGGUCACCCCGCAAGUGAUGGCAACUGUGCCUGCCUGCCACUUUGUGAUCCAGCAGUGCCGGGCGGUCUAUAUUAGUACCAAAGUUCUCUUACACUGCAUGCGCUUGGUAAAGAAUACAGGCUACACCAACAAUGCCUGGCCAGAUGUCCAGAGAGGCUGCGACAUCUUACGAAACAUCAAAGUUCAGUGGCCAGAGAUCAAGAGAUAUCAAAAGCUCACCGAAGAAGAUAUGUGUCGGACGCAGAUCCAUCUCAGCAAGCACGAGCUGUUCCAUAGAGUGUUCGACAGAUAUGGACAGGAAAGUCAUUUAAAGCCAUCGGGAGACAGCGGAACGAAUCACAGUUCGCUGCGCAGAACUGGUACCAGCCACAGCAACAGUGUGCACCACUGUCUACCAAUGCCCGCCGACGACACCACUUAUCGACGCAGAGACCUAGUGAACAAUGCCCCUGAAGCGGACCUAACGAGAACACCACAAAGCCUCAUAUCGCAUAACAAUGGGCAGGAUUCACGAUGUCCUGAAAAGCAACCAAAGCGGCGCAGGCUGUCGCAAAAUUUCUAUGCUCCCCCUGUUCCCUACACACACUGUGCACCAAACACGCCGCCCACACUCUCCGAGACCGACAGAUCGUCUAUGCUGGACACGACAAUUGGUCCCAGUGAAUUCCUCCUACCCGACAUUCCUCCUCUGCCACCCGUCCCGGGAGAUUCGCCAUCUGACUUCCUUGAAGAUACUAUGCUAAUGUCAUCCUUUGACCUAAUCUUCACACAUGCGGAAUGA
This is a messenger RNA of Penicillium lagena, 2256 nucleotides long. RefSeq names its product Transcription factor. The record is from RefSeq and is a predicted model, not a curated record. NCBI's taxonomy places the organism in Eukaryota, Fungi, Ascomycota, Eurotiomycetes, Eurotiales, Aspergillaceae. Gene Ontology annotation, biological process: DNA-templated transcription; regulation of DNA-templated transcription. The transcript has 2 exons. The coding region runs from base 1 to 2256 and encodes 751 amino acids. Gene Ontology annotation, molecular function: DNA binding; zinc ion binding; DNA-binding transcription factor activity, RNA polymerase II-specific.